UGGUCUUAUGCUUUAGAGAAGCCAAACACUGGCAGCAUAUUUAAUAUUGCUUGGUCUAUUGAUGGCACCCAACUAGCUGGAGCAUGUGGAAACGGACAUGUAAUUUUUGCUCAUGUGGUGGAGCAGCGUUGGGAGUGGAAGAACUUUGAAAUAACCUUAAUUAAGAGGAGAACCAUGAAGGUGCACAAUGUUCUUAAUGAUGCGGUGGAUACGUUGGAAUUCCGUGACAGGGUUAUUAAAGCCUCUUUGAACUACGGGCACUUGGUUGUUUCAACUUCUCUUCAGUGUUAUGUGUUUUCGACAAAGAACUGGAAUACACCACUGAUCUUUGACCUGAAGGAAGGGACUGUUAGUUUGAUUCUACAAGCAGAAAGGCAUUUUCUUCUUGUAGAUGGUGGAGGACUUUAUUUAUAUUCAUACGAAGGAAGAUUAAUUUCCUCUCCAAAAUUUCCAGGAAUGAGAACAGACAUUUUGAAUGCCCAGACAGUAUCUCUGAGUAAUGAUACUCUAGCAGUAAAAGACAAAGCUGAUGAAAAGGUUAUCUAUAUAUUUGAAGCUUUAUCUGGAAAGCCAUUGGGUGAUGGAAAGCCUCUAACCCAUAAGACGGAAAUUGUGGAGAUUGCUUUGGACCAGAAAGGACUUACAAGUGAAAGAAAAAUAGCUUUUAUUGAUAAGAACAGAGAUCUUUACAUUACUUCAGUUAAACGGUUUGGAAAAGAACAGAAGAUUGUCAAAAUAGGGACGAUGGUUCAAACUUUAGCUUGGAAUGACACAUCUAACAUUCUUUGUGGGAUUCAAGAUACCCGUUUUACAGUCUGGUACUACCCCAACACAGUCUAUGUGGAUAAAGAUCUUUUGCCAAAAACUCUGUAUGAAAAAGAUGCAAG
Antrostomus carolinensis (chuck-will's-widow) is the source of this 887-nucleotide messenger RNA. Its product is annotated as intraflagellar transport protein 80 homolog. The record is from RefSeq and is a predicted model, not a curated record. Gene Ontology annotation, biological process: cilium assembly. The transcript is spliced from 7 exons. Gene Ontology annotation, molecular function: protein binding. Gene Ontology annotation, cellular component: intraciliary transport particle B; centrosome; cilium. Lineage: Eukaryota; Metazoa; Chordata; Aves; Caprimulgiformes; Caprimulgidae. The annotation marks the transcript as partial.